This is a messenger RNA of Manis javanica (Malayan pangolin), 3129 nucleotides long. RefSeq names its product carboxypeptidase X, M14 family member 2 (gene CPXM2). The record is from RefSeq and is a predicted model, not a curated record. Lineage: Eukaryota; Metazoa; Chordata; Mammalia; Pholidota; Manidae. Gene Ontology annotation, biological process: proteolysis. Gene Ontology annotation, molecular function: zinc ion binding; metallocarboxypeptidase activity.
CUGCCCGCGGGGGCCGGGGAGGAGGAGCGGGAGCCGCGCCCGCCGGAGCCGAGGCCGCCCCAGAAGGCGAGCAAACCCAGGAAAACUCCCAAGAGAGGGAAGCUGGCUCCUGAGACGCCCCCACCGGGUAAAAACAGCAACAGAAAAGGGGUGAGAACCAAGAGCUCUGAGAAGGCUGCCAACGAUGAUCACAGCGUUCCCGUGGCCCAUGACGGCAUCAGAGAGGGUUGCCCACCUCUUGGUCUGGAAACCUUAAAGAUCACAGACUUCCAGCUGCAUGCAUCCACCUCGAAGCGCUAUGGUCUUGGGGCACAUCGAGGGAGACUCAACAUCCAGGCAGGUAUUAAUGAAAAUGAUUUUUAUGAUGGGGCGUGGUGUGCAGGAAGGAAUGACCUCCAUCAGUGGAUUGAAGUGGAUGCCAGACGCCUGACCAAAUUCACUGGUGUCAUCACUCAAGGAAGGAACUCGCUCUGGCUGAGUGACUGGGUGACCUCUUAUAAGGUCAUGGUGAGCAAUGACAGCCAUACAUGGGUCACUGUUAAGAAUGGAUCUGGAGACAUGAUAUUUGAAGGAAACAGUGAAAAGGAGAUCCCUGUUCUCAAGGAGCUGCCGGUCCCCAUGGUCGCCCGCUAUAUUCGCAUAAACCCUCAGUCUUGGUUCGAUAACGGGAGCAUCUGCAUGAGGAUGGAGGUCCUUGGCUGCCCGUUGCCAGAUCCAAAUAAUUAUUAUCACCGGCGGAAUGAAAUGACUACCACCGAUGACCUGGAUUUCAAGCACCACAACUAUAAGGAAAUGCGCCAGUUGAUGAAGGUUGUAAAUGAAAUGUGCCCCAAUAUCACCAGAAUUUACAACAUUGGCAAGAGCCAUCAGGGCCUCAAGCUGUAUGCUGUGGAGAUUUCUGACCACCCCGGGGAGCAUGAAGUCGGUGAGCCUGAGUUCCACUACAUCGCAGGGGCCCACGGCAAUGAGGUGCUGGGCCGGGAGCUGACGCUGUUGCUGAUGCAGUUUCUGUGCCAGGAGUACCUGGCCGGGAAUGCACGCAUCGUCCGUCUGGUGGAGGAGACCCGGAUCCACAUCCUCCCCUCCCUCAACCCCGACGGCUACGAGAAGGCCUACGAGGGGGGCUCUGAGCUGGGAGGCUGGUCUCUGGGACGCUGGACCCAUGAUGGGAUCGACAUCAACAACAACUUCCCUGACUUAAACACACCGCUCUGGGAGGCAGAGGGCCGACAGAACAUCCCAAGGAAAGUUCCCAAUCACUAUAUUGCAAUCCCUGAGUGGUUUCUGUCUGAAAAUGCCACGGUGGCAGUGGAGACCAGGGCAGUCAUAGCCUGGAUGGAAAAAAUCCCCUUCGUGCUGGGUGGCAACCUGCAGGGAGGGGAGCUGGUGGUGGCGUACCCCUACGACAUGGUGCGGUCCCUGUGGAAGACGCAGGAGCACACCCCCACGCCCGACGACCACGUGUUCCGCUGGCUGGCCUACUCGUACGCCUCCACACACCGCCUCAUGACCGACGCCAGAAGGAGGGUGUGCCACACGGAAGACUUCCAGAAAGAGGACGGGACUGUCAAUGGGGCUUCCUGGCACACUGUCGCAGGAAGUCUCAACGAUUUCAGCUACCUUCACACAAACUGCUUCGAGCUGUCCAUCUACGUGGGCUGUGAUAAAUAUCCCCAUGAGAGCCAGCUGCCUGAGGAGUGGGAGAAUAAUCGGGAGUCCUUAAUCGUGUUCAUGGAGCAGGUGCAUCGUGGCAUCAAAGGCAUUGUGAGGGAUUUACACGGAAAAGGAAUUCCCAAUGCCAUUAUCUCCAUCGAAGGCGUUAACCAUGACAUCCGAACAGCCAGCGAUGGGGAUUACUGGCGCCUCCUGAACCCCGGAGAGUAUGUGGUCACAGUCAAGGCAGAAGGUUUCACCUCAGCUACCAAGAACUGCAUGGUCGGCUACGACAUGGGGGCCACACGAUGUGACUUCACGCUCAGCAAAACCAACCUAGCUAGGAUCAGAGAGAUUAUGGAGAAAUUCGGGAAGCAGCCUGUCAGCCUGCCAGCCAGGCGGCUGAAGCUGCGGGGGCGGAAGAGACGGCAGCGCGGGUGACCUCCCAACACUUGAGACAUGUUCCGGACCCCUGCAAAUUAAACCACCCCCAGUCAUAGCCCCAUAGAGAACCUGCUCCCCGUUGUUUCCUCUGUAAUUCAAGAAGGCCUGGGAGAAUGUGUGUCUUGCAAGGCUGGUCCCGAGGGGAAAGCUGAAGGCUUAAGAUAUUUUCUUUGUUCCCAUUUACCCAAAUAACUUGGGCGGAUCAACAGAGAAGGGCUGGUAGGAGUGACAGAAUUCAGCAAAUCAACCUGGGAGUAAGAGUUGCUGGUCUAUUCAGGGCCUCCUGGCUGCAUAGUAGGGAAACCCCUGCUUCCCGUUUGCGUGACAGCAAGAGUUCUCCGUGUAUUUGAAUUUUGCACAGCUAAAAUCGCAGCGUUCCCAGAUCCACCACCCCAAAUGUUACCAUUUGAGAUGUUCAUGGGCAUUCUAAGAGAAACCACCAUCUCUAGCCCCAGGAUAGAUAAAUUCUGCACUCAGUUGGGAAUAGACACAUAACUGAAUGAGCAUCGGUCAGCCUCUUGAAUCAGCUUAGUUUCUCUUUCAACAAAGGAUCAUGUUUAUAAAAGGGGAGAAAGGCUGAAAUAAUUAGAGAGCAAUUAAUAGGCAGCCAGUGUGCCAUGGGGCUCAUUGCAUGUGUGCCGGGUCCUCGGCGACAACCCCCCCACCCCCUGUGGGUCUAGAAGCCCUGGGGGGUGCCAGCCUUUUGGAGGGACCAGACCUUUAGCCUGCCCCCCUCUUUGACCUACUAGGACUUGGAAAGGACCGGAAGGAAGCUGGCCUGUGGCCCUCCUUUCAGAGAAAUGAGCACCCCUGAGCCGGCCUGCCAUCACUAUGGGAGUUAUCUUUGAUGUGUGGGAUGCCAGACCUUCAAAUUAGGCUCAGUUUGAUGAAGAGCUCUUAGAAUGAUCUGUGAAGCACUGGCUCAGAGGGGUGACUGCAGAGCACACGAGGCAAGAGUUUGUCUAAUUCUUUAUUAAUGUUGCUGCCCACUGAUCUGGGAAGAAUGAGAAAAAUAAAGGAAGCAGAGAGUAA